GCUCGCUGUGUAUUUUGUACGCUGAUCUCCGCCGUCUGGUUCACCUGGAAAUGUUACACCUCAAGAGACCAACCUCUCUCAGCGAUGCACCGCAACUAUGGCUCUGGGCCCGGCUACGGCCACCAUGGUCAUCAGCCCCACCACCACGGCGGACCCCACGGUGGUCCCCAUGGCAUGGGAAUGAAUAUGGGAAACAUGGGGAGCAUGGGGAAUAUGGGCAUGGGGAUGGGUUUGGGUAUGGGCAUGCAGGGGAUGGGGAUGGGCAUGGGUAACAUGCAAGGCAUGGGAGGCCACCAGGGAAUGAGCGGAGCAGCCAUGAACAGCUUCAUGAGCAAGUAUCCGGCGGUGAGCAACUACACCAACGACAUGUCGCCUUCGGCCAAGGCGGCCCGCGUCUUUGUCGGCAACCUGAACACGUACACCAGGAAGGAGGACCGGAAGAACAUCAUGGAGCUCUUGAUGGAGACAUUCAUGAAAUACGGACGUAUCAGGGCCAUCUCCAUCCACAGCGGAUUUGGGUUUGUGCAGUUUGAAACGGCUGAACAAGCUAAGAAUGCCAUGAGAGGGGAACAGGGAAAACUCAUCAAGAGUCAACCGCUAGAUUUAUACUUGGCAAGUGAUCCUGACUUAAACAGACCAAGAGGCUUCAAAAAAGUUAACCAUGAUUGUGGUUAUGUAGCGUAUGUUGAUCCCUCCUCACUGCCCACCAUUCCAGCUAAAGGGGUGACAAUGAAGAAGAGGAAUAGACUAACCAAGAGUGGUGAUGAACCUGGAAGUUGGGUAUGUGUAUUCUGCCAGCAUGAAGCCAUCACCCCUUGGGAAUUGAUGAAGCAUGCCUCCGCCAUACAUCAAACGCAGAUCUACGACAUGGGUGGCAGUGUAGAACAACCCAAGACAUCAGAAGCGCAGCAAGAAGCCAUGCAAACGCAGUCUUCAUCUAUGAUGUAGGGUGGAAUGUCGGGUGACUGUGAUGUCAGGUGACAAUGGCAAGUCAUGUGACUUUAAAAAUAGACUCUGAAAUGAGUGAAGUUGGAGAUGCGAUCAAUGCAGAGCUUAACAGCAGGCUGUUUAUCUCCGUACGUCCUGGAUGGACUACUGCGAUGGAGUGCGAUGGAGGACUGACCUUGACUCUGUGGUAAGACCGCAGUCUCACAGACCCCCCGAUUCUUGGUGGUCAUUUUGUUGGAAGUGACCAAAUUAUUUGAAAAUUUCAAUGUAUUGCAGCUAGAGUUUGGGUGUUUGGACAUUUAACGCAAUGUGUAACCAGUUCUCCUAUAGUUGAUCUAUCUUUCUAUGUUGAUUUUCGAAACUUGGAUGUUUCCUAGAAACGGUACUACGGACCUAAUAUGACAAACUUAAAUUUAAGUUUGCUUUUCAUUAAACUCCAAAGAUACUGUCUGAGUGUUUGUGCUGCAGUCACAUUAACAAAACUGACUCCAGGGCCCCGUCUUACAAAUAGUUACGAUUGAUCCGAUCAACCUCAAGUACAUGUAUAUGGAAAUCCAUCAACGUCAUAAUUUUUUCUUCAGGAAAUUUGCACAAUGUCCUUUGUAAACAAAAAGAAACACACUGAAUUUUCAAGAAAACUAUGAAUGUAUGAAGAGACAUCAUAUCUAGAAAAUGUUUUGAACAAACGUGAAUUUUCGAUGUUGACGUUGCUGGCUUUCCAUAGAUGUGGUUGAUUGGAUCAAUCGUAACUCUUUGUAAGACGGGGCCCAGACCUAUCAAACCUAUUAUCCUAUUUUAAGUGGCACGUCAUUGGUUGGUUCCAUAAGUGUGACUGCAGCAUUGCCGGUGACACGACAUUUGCUCCGGGCUUAUUUUUUGUCUAAGAUGUAGGGUUAGGGUUGCAAUAGGGUGUUAUGUUAGGUUCAGGGUGAGGUAUAUUGUUAUACCCAGGGUUGAAGUUGGUCAUUGGAUUAGUGCGUGGAAAUUAGAGCGGAGCAUUUGUCGUUGGAGCAAAUGUCAUGGAUGGAACCGCAAUACCCUAUCCCUAUGGAAAGAGUGAUUGUAACUAGCAAAGCAUAUUUCUUCUAGUUUCUAAUGCAAAAAGUAAAAACAGCAUAUGUAAUUUUGGAUAUGUAUUGUAAUUUCGGAAUAUCAACUCAAGUAUUACAUUGAAUUUCAUUUAGAUUGAUGCCAAAGUGUUGAUUGCUUAGUUUACUAUUUCUGACAAUUGAUUAGUUUUAUAAUGCAGGAUUAUUGCACUUCCUUUUCAAUAGUAGAUGUCUUGAAAGUAGAAAUUAUAUCUUGCAUUCAUUGGUAAAAUAGUGUGCUACAAAGACUUGUAGAUAUGUUCCGCUGCAGCUUUUGUCAUGUCAUUAAUGGUGCAAACGAUCGUGAGGUAUAAAAGUAAUGGUAUUUACGUCUGUUCCACAUUUCAGGUUGCACAUUUCACAUUCUUGUGUCUUUCGUAGGGGUGCCAUUAAUAGAAUUGGAACUUGUACUGUACCAUUUUUUGUUGUUGGAAUGAUUAUCAUUUUUGUAAUCAAAUUGCUUCCUAUAAAUUAUCACCAACUGCAGAAGUAAUCAUUUUCCUCAAGAGUUAAAAUGUGACUGGAAAUCUCAUUCAACAAUAUUUUUAAAAAGCUAAUUGAUUCCCAUCAUUGGCUUAGCACCAUUUAACAGUCACUUACAUUCAAAUAUUAAUUUCAGAAGUAUAUUCCCUGAUAGAAUAUUUACAUUUGUCCAAGACAGAACAACAUUUAUGGUACAUUUCAAUCAAGUAUUGAUGAUAAUUUGUUUUGUAGAUUAACAUGUGCUGGAUAGAUACUAUUUAGCACUCCUAGAGACGUGACAACAUGAUAGUUUGACAUACAGCUUCACUUUGAUUUGGUUGGAUUGGGGGUAAAAUGGAGUUUGUUAUGAAUUUUUUUUUCAUAAUUUUUUUUCUUUCUUGCAUGCUCAUUUUAUCAGACAGGGAGCAUAUCAACUACUUUAUUGUCCUGUCACGUUUAUUACUGCUCAUGCAAUUUAUGGCUUCAAAACACUCUUUGACAUUGCUUUUAGGUCAGUUAGACCAGUUAUUGGGACUGUAUCAUUUUUAUUUAAGCUAUGUAGUUCAUGCUUUUGUUUUAUUUUAUCUGUUGUUGUAAGUGAUAAGAAUACUCAGAAGAUGAAUGUCUCGAAUGGAUGGCUUUAUGUAUUUGCUUAUGUACUCACACACUAUAACAUUGAUAAUAGGAGUUUGAUCACAUGCUUUAUCUCUUGUUUUAGUUAUGUUUAGUAAUUUAGGCUACUUUUGUCAUCCCGUUUUCUUACAUUUUAUUUCGGAUUAGUACAGUGAUUGUUUUUAAUGUGUUAUGAAGUUUACUUUUUUUAUUCAUAUUUUUAAGGUGAUAUUUCAUAUUAUGAUUAUAAGUUAGAUUUUAGUAUCUUAAUCAUUGUUUUAUUGGUAUGGUACGGUAUAAAAAUGCUACCGAUGCAUAUAUUAUUUCGUAUGAUCUUCAUUGUAGAUUAGUGUUUUACGUUUUAUUCAUAUUUUUGUGCAUUAUUAUCUGAUAUUGCUUACACUUUAAUAGUCAAGUUCAAAUUAUUGGUAAAGUAAGAUACUCUUGUAGGAACUAUAUUUCUCUUUAUCUCAUUAGGGGCAUAUUAUUUUAAUGGUCAAUGAUAUUUAGGUUUUUUCUUCAUUUUUAUGAUUCAUCAUAUUUUUUUGACAUUUUUUUCUUUAUAGAAUGCUAGCAUAUACAGUACCCAGAUUGUUUGUGUUUUCUUCAAUUUAUUCACAAAGUACUGUGUUCGGAAAACCAGGGGGGUGUUUCACAAAGAUUUAAGUAUGACUUAAGUCGCACUUAAAUGCCUACGCGUACAUGAUAUGGAACGCGCAUCUUAUUGAUAGGCACGCAGUAGUGCUUGUCCUCAUGACACGAUCUGACCAAUGCGAUCAAGCCUUUCAUACCAUACGCAACUUGGUAUUUAAGUGCAACUCUAAGUCAUACUUAAAUCUUUGUGAAACACCCCCCAGGAAGUUAAAAUGCCAAUCUGCUUGAUAUUAUCUGAAUAUCUUCACAAUGUAUUAUGGAUAGCAUAUAUAUGCCUGUUUGGAAUUAAAGGGAGCAUUAGUCACAGAAAUACUAUUCUAGAAGUAGAUGUAUACUUUUGGCAUGUUUUCAGUAUUGACUGGUCUUGAGUCUGAGUUUAGCCUCAUUUUCCCCCAAGUAAAAACAAAGGGGGGUUAAAUAGGAGAGAUCUCCCAAAAUCAUAAGACACAGGCAGUUAAGAUUCAAAGAUUUGUCAAAUUCAUUGAUUUAUUAUAUCAUUGCUGCAUUCAUAUAUGUAUCAUUCAUUACAUUUGGUUGAAUCAAAUAAUUGGAUGUAUUCUUUCACACGAUUGGCUUAUUAACAUCAAAGAUUGCACCUGGUUUUUCAGAAUACGUCACCCAGGAACAACACUUGGUCAUUCAAAUACUGGAUAUGUAUGGAAAGGUAAUAUUUUCUCAAGUAAUUCAUCAAACUCACAGUGGUUACUUUCACGUUACAACUCUUGAACACAAAGAGAAGGAAUGAUUAAUGCAGAAAUUGAAUUAGGUCACAAUGGGCUCUAAUCUCCUUAUGUGAUGUAUUUUAUAUCAUCGGGCUCUUAGAUAAUCUUGGUAUCCAUUACAUUUCCAAAUUUAUUAUACAGUAUUGUAUAAAGGGUGGGGAUUUUCCAAAUGUCUUGUGUAAAUUUAGAUUAUUGAUGACAUUCUGCUGAAAUUAUCUAACCUUUUUUUUUUUUUUAUUCCAUAGGAAAUUUGUCACUCUAGUUCUUUGAGAAAGACUAGAGCACAUUCAUCCCUCUUUUCUUCCCCCCCCCCCCAUUUGUUAUGGCCAAAACACAAAGUAUGUUUCCUAUCUUCUAUGGAGAAUAUGCCACUUGCCUAAGAGACUUAAGACUGCCCUUUAUGUAUGGUAUGAUAACAUGAAAAUGAAGCCCAAUUUCUGCAAAGUCAAUAUCACCACACCACGACAAUGUGUUUGCCACAAGUGUCUUGCUUGAGAAUUUGGAGAGACAAGAUUGAGGCUUUAUGAAAAGUAUUUUUGAUAUAGAGAAAAAAAAUUUGAUGAGAAUUUAAUGAAUGAUUCGAUUGUAUCAAUAUUUACAUAAAUUAUGUAAAAAGUAUCAUGUACAGUGGUCGCGUAAGCACUUGAUGUAACUAGCUAUGGUAACCAUAUCUGUUACAAAAUGCAAAUAAAUGUUUCAUGUUCAUAGAACAUCAA
This is a messenger RNA of Lytechinus pictus (painted urchin), 5202 nucleotides long. RefSeq lists its product as uncharacterized. The record is from RefSeq and is a predicted model, not a curated record. Lineage: Eukaryota; Metazoa; Echinodermata; Echinoidea; Temnopleuroida; Toxopneustidae. The transcript is spliced from 5 exons. The coding region runs from base 85 to 948 and encodes 287 amino acids. Gene Ontology annotation, cellular component: nucleus. Gene Ontology annotation, molecular function: RNA binding.